AAAUGAUUGAAUAAUAUAAGGUUCAUGAAUAAAUUGGAUAAGGGGAGUUUGGAAAAGUCUAUAGAGCAACAAAUCUUCUUACACAAACAGUAGUUGCCAUUAAAAGUGUUGAUGUGGCUAAAUUUAAUGAAACACCAAAAUUACUUGAAUUAAGUAUGCAAGAGAUAGAAGUGCUUUAAAAACUUUAACAUUGUCCAUAUGUUGUCAAAUUUAUUGAAUUAAUUAAAACCGUUCAUCAAUAUCAUUUUGUUUAUGAACAUUGUUCUGGAGGUCCUCUAGACAAGUUGCUGUUAUUGUAAGGACAUUUUACAGAGAGAAAAUCAUUAGAGAUCAUUUAUUAAUUAAUUUAAGCAUUUAAAGUUCUAAGAGAAAACUCUAUAAUACAUCGAGAUUUAAAACCAUCAAACAUUUUAAUACAUAAUGGAAUUUAUAAAUUAGCAGAUUUUGGAUUUUGUAAACCAAUAAAAAAUGAUGUUACCGCCACAAUGUUAGGUUCACCAAUAUAUAUGGCUCCAGAAGUCUUAAGAGGACUUUCCUAUAAUAGUAAAGCAGAUAUUUGGAGUUUAGGAGCUGUAUUAUAUGAAUUAUUGAUUGGUAAAUGUCCAUUUGAAGAAAAAUCAAUUGCUAAAUUAAUCACUGCACAAGAUGAAACAGAUUGGGUUAUACCACCAUAAUUUCAUUUUACUAAAUAAACAAUCACUUUAUUAAAAUCAAUGUUAAUUAAAGAUCCCAAUAAACGUUGUACUUGGGAAUAUUUAUUUAAAAUACCAUUAAAAAAUGAUGGUGAGUUUAGUGGAGAUUUGGAACUUUAUUCAGAUAAACCUGAAUAAAAUAUUCUAUAGCCAUCUAAUAGUAAUAAUAAUAAUGUAAGUAUAUUAUAAGAGAUUGUAAAUGAAAGAUGCAAAGUAUAAUUUAUGUGUUAAACUGCUCAUACUAUUUUGGAAUAAUCAUAAAAUAAAGAAUCUCCAUUAAUUGCAUAUUAUUUGUUAUUAUUGGCUAAUAAUAGAGGAUAACAAUUAUUAAGUGUCAUUAAAAAUUAAUGUACAACAGCAACUGAAUAUUUUAGUUUAAACAAAUUAUCAAUUCAUUUAAAAUAAUCAUAAGAUAAUAGAUUAUAAUCCAACUUUGAAUUCACAAGAUUAGUUGAAACUAUUUCUAAAGAAGUAGAUUAAUUAAAUACAGGAUUGAAAGAAUAUAAAAUUAUUUUAGAUGCUUAAUCCUUAGAAAUUAAAGAUAACUAUAGAUAAAAUAUUAAGAAUUAUGUAAAUUAAAUUAAAUAAUCUAAUUACGUUGCCUUCUUAGAUACUAACUAAGAGAAAACCUUAUUAACACAUUGUGUCUAAGUCUUAGAUGCAUUGUAAGUUGAUAAAUUUAUGAAUUAGAAUAUAGGUAUAUUUAUAUUUAUAAACAAUUAGAUCCUACAAUGGAUGCUUAUUUGGAAGUAAGAUCAAUGACCAAAAAGUAGUUAUUAGAUAGAUUUGAUACUUUAUUAUGA
Messenger RNA from Paramecium primaurelia, 1495 nucleotides. The record is from the annotation of a GenBank genome assembly. Lineage: Eukaryota; Ciliophora; Oligohymenophorea; Peniculida; Parameciidae.